Thalassophryne amazonica is the source of this 1855-nucleotide messenger RNA. RefSeq names its product retinoid X receptor, gamma b (gene rxrgb). Gene Ontology annotation, cellular component: nucleus; RNA polymerase II transcription regulator complex. The record is from RefSeq and is a predicted model, not a curated record. The transcript is spliced from 10 exons. NCBI's taxonomy places the organism in Eukaryota, Metazoa, Chordata, Actinopteri, Batrachoidiformes, Batrachoididae. Gene Ontology annotation, biological process: retinoic acid receptor signaling pathway; positive regulation of transcription by RNA polymerase II; cell differentiation. Gene Ontology annotation, molecular function: retinoic acid-responsive element binding; nuclear steroid receptor activity; nuclear receptor activity. Bases 72 to 1475 code for a protein of 467 amino acids.
GGCCGCCCCCCCUCCCUGCCUGGGCUCCCGCCUCGCUCCGCGCGCGGCCGGAGAGGAAUGCGCUCGCUGGGAUGCGCAGCAGCAGCACCGACUGUCGGAAACCGAUGCACAGUAUGGACAGUAAUGACCCCUAUCUGCACCUCAACUCUGCAGGGCUGAUGAGCGGCACCCACACCCACCCACCUCCUAUGGCUGGCAUGAUGGGCCACCCUUCAGUCAUCAGCACUUCAAGGCCCUUACCGCCCUCUAUGUCCACCUUAGGCUCACCUAUAAAUGGUCUGUCUUCGCCCUAUCCUGUCAUCACCUCGUCUUUGGGCUCACCCUCUGUAUCACUGGCUUCCACACCCACCAUGAACUUUGGACCACUCAGCAGUCCACAGAUGAACUCUAUGAAUAAUGUCAGCAGCUCAGAGGACAUCAAACCUCCACCAGGCUUACAGAACCUGGGGAGCAUCAACUACCAGUGUACCAGCCCAGGGGGAAUGUCCAAGCACAUUUGUGCCAUUUGUGGGGAUCGAUCCUCAGGAAAGCACUACGGGGUGUACAGCUGUGAGGGGUGCAAAGGCUUCUUCAAGAGGACUGUUCGUAAGGAUCUGACCUACACAUGUCGAGAUAACAAGGAGUGCCUAAUUGACAAGCGCCAGCGGAACCGCUGCCAGUAUUGUCGCUACCAGAAGUGCCUGGCCGUGGGCAUGAAACGAGAAGCGGUGCAGGAAGAGAGGCAGCGUGGGAAGGAACGGGGGGAGAACGAGGUGGAAUCUACUAGUAGUUUCAAUGAGGACAUGCCUGUGGACAAGAUUCUGGAUGCAGAGCUGGCUGUGGAGCCCAAAACAGAGACGCACACCGACGGCAGCCCCAGCAACUCAACAAACGACCCCGUCACCAACAUCUGCCAAGCAGCCGACAAGCAGCUCUUCACCUUGGUGGAGUGGGCCAAGAGGAUCCCACAUUUCUCCGAACUUCCGCUUGAUGACCAAGUCAUCCUACUACGAGCAGGCUGGAAUGAGCUGCUUAUCGCCUCAUUCUCGCAUCGCUCCGUCACGGUGAAAGACGGCAUCCUGUUGGCCACAGGCCUUCACGUGCACAGAAGCAGUGCCCACAGUGCUGGGGUGGGCUCCAUUUUUGAUAGAGUCCUGACAGAGUUGGUAUCAAAAAUGAAAGACAUGCAGAUGGAUAAGACGGAGCUGGGCUGUCUACGAGCGAUUGUUCUCUUUAACCCAGAUGCAAAAGGUUUGUCAAACCCACCAGAGGUGGAGGGGCUGAGGGAAAAGGUUUAUGCUUCCUUGGAGUCAUACACAAAACAGAAAUACCCAGAUCAGCCAGGCAGGUUUGCCAAGCUGUUGCUCCGCCUGCCCGCCCUGCGCUCCAUCGGCCUCAAGUGUCUGGAGCAUCUGUUCUUCUUUAAGCUGAUCGGGGACACGCCCAUCGACACCUUUCUCAUGGAGAUGCUGGAGGCGCCACAUCAGAUCACAUGACAUCAACUCCCGUUCCCCCUGUAUAUACUCCUACAAUGUCAGUAAUGUGAAGAUGGAUUAAAAAUACUUGAUUCAGUUUGUAAGAGAGCAUAUUUUGUCCCAAGGGUAAAAAAAAAAAAUCAUUUUUUUUUAAAGGUGCUGAGAAGAGGUUUGAGUCACGAGAGAGAAUAUAGAGUGCAUUGUUAAAAUGAAUUCUAAUAGAAUUUUUAACAAAUUCCUUUGUAAAUAGAUGAUAUCAGGUGUCUGUUUAAAAAGCAACCCAAUGCAAUUUGAGUUUAAUUGUAUUUUAUUCAGAGAGGAUCUGUAUGGAACAGAAGCCUCUGCUUCAUUUCUUAAACACAUUUGAGAAUUCUUACAGAAUAAAGUUAUUUAAUGUGAAA